AUGGCCUCCAGUGUUGUACCUGUUGCUAACACAAGAAAUGGCUUCAUCAUCGUGACCCAAGUGGAACCAGGAGGAACAGAGCAAUACAGCCUCGGGACUGGAGGUGGAGUCUCCACUGGAGGCCCACUUAAAAAACUUCUGAAAGGAGAGCCAAAGGCACUGGGGACUGUCCAGAUAAUGAUCGGGAUCAUGACGCUCUUAUUUGGCAUUAUUAGAACAGUGUAUGUCCCAAGGAUCGGUGUCUACAGAGGUGUCACCUACUGGGGAUCAUGUCUUUAUAUCACUUCAGGUUCUUUGUCUGUUGCUGCAGGCAAGAAAGCUGAUAACUGUGUGGUGAUAGGCUCACUGGUGAUGAAUAUAAUCAGCGCUGUGGCUGCAGGGGUAGCUAUUGUUCUGCUUUCUUUUGACAUGUUCUUUCAGCUGAAACGUUCAUAUUAUCACAGCUGUUCCUACAACGAUUCUUAUAGAGAUGAUUAUCUGUGUGAAGCUUCCAUCUGGUGGUGGGGCCAGUCAGGUGGAAUCAGUGGAGUUCUGCUGGUGUUCUCUCUGCUUGAGUUCAUCAUCUCCAUCUGCACUUCUGUGUUUGCCUGCAAAGCCACCCACUGUGCUGGAGCUCCGGCCGUGUUUAUUAUCAGCAAUCCUGAAACACACAAUCUGGCUGAGGAAAAUGCUUAA
This is a messenger RNA of Colossoma macropomum (tambaqui), 675 nucleotides long. Its product is annotated as membrane-spanning 4-domains subfamily A member 4A-like. The transcript has 6 exons. The coding region runs from base 1 to 675 and encodes 224 amino acids. The record is from RefSeq and is a predicted model, not a curated record. Gene Ontology annotation, cellular component: membrane. Lineage: Eukaryota; Metazoa; Chordata; Actinopteri; Characiformes; Serrasalmidae.